Messenger RNA from Varroa destructor (honeybee mite), 5799 nucleotides. It is a transcript of the gene DNAlig4, whose product is annotated as DNA ligase 4. Gene Ontology annotation, cellular component: DNA-dependent protein kinase-DNA ligase 4 complex; DNA ligase IV complex. Gene Ontology annotation, molecular function: DNA binding; ATP binding; DNA ligase (ATP) activity. Lineage: Eukaryota; Metazoa; Arthropoda; Arachnida; Mesostigmata; Varroidae. Gene Ontology annotation, biological process: nucleotide-excision repair, DNA gap filling; DNA biosynthetic process; DNA recombination. The record is from RefSeq and is a predicted model, not a curated record.
CUACUCCAUGCUCUAUUUAAUGGAAUACCGACUCUGAGCCAGUUUGAACGUACUCCCAGUUGGAUUUGCAGUGAGCUUUUACAGAAACUUCCUUGUUAAAGAGCUCCGUUAUGUCUCAACAAAAGUACACAGCGUCGGUCAGUGGAAACACGCCUUUUCGCGCUCUAUGCCGGGUUCUUGAGCAGGUUGAAAAAGUACGACAAGGUCAGAGAAACCAAAAAAUGACAAAAGAAGACAUAUUGAGGAAGUACAUCCAAGGCUAUCGAGAUAUGUGGCCAAAAUUAGAGCGGGCCCUUAAAAGGAGAAUAUCUCCUGAAGAACGUGGCGAAGAUCUUUUUCAGUUAAUACGACUUCUGUUGCCGAAACUGGAUAGGAUUCGAGGCUCAUAUAACAUGAAAGAGACGCUCAUCAGUAGAGAAUACAUCAGUCUUACUGGGUUAAACCAGCAGUCAAAGAAAGCACAGGAUUUGCUUAAUUAUAAACGUCUCGAUCCAUCUCAGAAGGAUUUCCGCUUUAGAAAGCCAUUCGAAACGAUGAUCUUCGAACUUCUCAACAAUCGAGUUAAUUUCAAGGGUGAUGAUCUUAUGAUUGAUAGAAUCAACGAAAUUCUCGACCGAAUGACGACGAGCCGUGACGAGUUUAAAACUCAGCUCAAGUAUCUAUACAACCACUGCAGCGCCCUCGAACAUAAAUGGCUGAUUAGGACUAUUCUGAGAUCGUCGUUGAAGAUUCGGAAAGAUGAAGCUGUCGUCCUGGGAGCAGUUCAUCCUAUGGCUAAUAAUAUGUUUGCAGUAAACCGCAACCUUGAAGACAUCUGCAUGACUUUAUAUGACCCGACUGUUGAAGUGAAAACCCCGCAAGUGAUCGUUGGUAAACCGUUUGGCUUCAUGCUCUCCGCACGCACCAAUCUCGCUACCAUUGAAAACGAUAUGGCCAAUGGGGAGUUUCUAAUGGAAACCAAGUUCGAUGGUGAACGAGUGCAGGUGCACAAGAACGGGACAGAAUUUUCAUACUUUUCACGCGGCUAUAACGAGUUCAGCCAUGUUUAUGGAGCAUCGUCUAUGGAUAGACGCACCCUAAGUGACUACUUGGGCCAAAGCAUUAAUCCGCGCGUGGUUACGUGCAUUUUGGACGGUGAAAUGAUGUCGUACAAUAAACAACAAAAGAGAUUCAUAGCUAAAGGGUAUAAUCUUGAUGUUAAAAAAAUGCACGUGGACGACGUCGUCAAUCAGCAGUGCUUUAUGGUAUUUGACUGCCUCUACCACAAUGGACGCGUUUUGACCGAGGAGCCGUUGACGGAAAGACGUCAAAUUCUAGAGAGCAUCCUUGAACCGAUCGAAGGACGGGUGCAGAUCUCGAAAGUGGAGCGCGGCAAUUGCAAAGAAGACGUGAUAGCGUUUAUGAAGAACGCGGUUGUCGCCAAGGAAGAGGGUAUUGUAGUAAAAAUGGCUGGCAGUAAAUACGUGCCGAGCCAUCGAGAAGCUGGUUGGGUGAAACUCAAGCCAGACUACAUGAACGAGGUGGUGUGCGACUUUGAUGUUCUCGUCGUCGGAGCGUAUUUUGCUGAUGGAAAAGCCGGAAAAGAGUAUGACGCGCUUCUUUUAGCCGUUGCCGAAGAUCCAGAGCAAAUAGGCCAGCUACCGAAGUACUUCUACUCGUUUGCCCGAGUGCACUCUGGUUUGUCAAAAUUGGUAUUGGAGCAAGUUAUGGCAUUUACUAGGGAUCACUGGAAAAAAUUUGACAAGUACAAGCCGCCCCAGUGGUUGAAAAUGAGCUCGAUGACAAUAGCACCUGACGUUGUUAUUGAACCCAAGUUCUCAUUAAACGUUACCGUGAAGGCGGCUGAACUCAUAUCUAAUCGCGCAUACAUGACAGGCUGUACUAUGCGCUUUGCUCGGGUGACAGCUGUACGUAAAGAUAAACUUUGGAACGAUUGCAUGACAUAUUCAGACUUGCAAAAGAUUCGUCGGGAGACGGGCGACAAACUCGUGACGGGGAACUUGGACAAUGAUUUACAGGAAAAACGAGAUGAGGCUCGAGGCAAAAAGCGCAGACGAAGUCCUCAAAGAAAAAUUAAGGUUCAGCUAGAAAACCGGGCUGUGCAAGUGAAGAAGGUCAAGAGUGACUGUUUAGCCGGUAAAGAAUUCUGCGUGCUGGUGGACCGGGAAUCUCGCGAAAUGCUGGAAAAAGCAAUCAAACAGAAUGGAGGCCGCUGCGUACUCACUCCUAUAUUCGGCUCUACCUAUAUGGUCGUAGCGGACAAAUUUUCGUUGCGCGUGCGUGACGUGCUAAAGAAGCAGGACGUGGCCAAAUGGUCCUGGCUGGCCGAAUGUAUUGACAGGAGACAACUGAGACAACCUGGCCCAGCCGAUUUGCUAGGAAUGACCCCUGAAACCGAGGAAAGGACUCGGGACCUUUAUGAUCGAUAUGGGGACUCUUAUAGCGAGGAUGUUACCGAGGGAAUGCUUAGAAAUAUCAUGGACGACAUGCGGAUCGCUGAGUUAACGAUGAUAGAGGCAUACGAAUACGGUGGAUUAGCCCAGCAGUUAUUGAAGAUGCGCAAGUACUUGUUGGAGGAGAGAGGCCUCGGAUUUGCGGGCCAAACAUUCUUUAUUGAAGACGACGUGGACUACAUGUGGCAUCUACGCAUCCUGGCUUAUCGAGGAAUUUUGGUCAAAACGCCAUCUAAGGCCGAUUUUGUCGUUUAUUCAAGUGACGCCACGAAGAACGAUAAUGAAGACGAGCACAUAAGCGAAGUCAGACAUUCUAAGGAGGACACCGUUGCCAAAAAGCGUAACCCAAAGAAAGUAUCCACCAAUUGGAUAGAAGAUGUCAUUAAGGGGUUCUGUGUGCUGUCAGCCUUCACUAAGUACUAUAUACAAUCGCAAUACGUUCUCGUAAUGUCGUCGUUACAGGACGGGACGUAUCUCGCCCUGAUGGGUUUAGCUGAAGAAUUUCGCACUAUGAACCCGCCGAACAUGCGUAAUUGUGUAAAAUGUCUCAUGUCCAUCUUCCAGUUGAAUCCGGUACCCAUAGUCGAAUUGCAGAUUCGCUAUCACCUGGGCACGAUUCUGUUUUCGCUGAAUGGAAGCAAUAUCGAUCAAGCACAGGAGCAUCUAGAAAAAGCAUUUUACAUCAUUGCCCAACGGCAGGUGGACGAUCAAAGCGAUAUGAAGUUCCAUAUUACCAAUCAACUUGCAACAAUUUACGAACGCAAGGAGCAGCGCUCCCGUGCUACUCAAAUUCUUCAGCAAGCUGUAGAAUUUAGUCGGGGGCAUGUCUUCUGGCAUUGUCGUUUUCUUUUCCGGCUCGUCCAGGUAUACACAAUCGAGAAACAGUAUACGACCGCCGUGACCCUGCUGACAUCGGGCGCUGAUUAUGCGCAGAAGUCAGGCGUUCUGCACACGCGUAUCUUGUUCCUCCUAUCGCAGGCAAUGCUUCUCAUGCUGGACAAAAAGUUGCAAGAGGUUCACCAGGUACUUAACAACGCCGGCCCGCUUAUUGAGGCGUGGCAGGGCUCGUUACAACAGAAAGAAGCACUAAAGAUAUUUUUUCUUGUUCUGCAAGUCUGCUAUUAUCUGUCAGCGGGGCAGGUGAAAUCUGUAAAACCACUGCUUAAACAACUUCAGCAAAGCAUUCACACCAUUACACAAAUCUGUGCGGCGGACGAAGAAGCGGCGACGGCCGACCAGAGCUUCCAAUGGCUGCCUAAAGAGCACAUGUGCGUUCUCGUUUACCUCGUCACCGUAUUGCACUCUAUGCAGGCCGGCUAUAUGGAUAAGGCGUUGCGGUACACCGACAAAGCAUUAAUGCAGAUCGAUAAGUUGAAGGUUGUCGAUGCUAAUCCGAUUUUAAACUCGUUCCAGAUACUUCUAUUAGAACAUAUUGCCAUGUGUCGUUUAGUCAUGGGCAAAAAGGUGUUAGCAAUACAGGAAAUUAACCAAGCUGCCCAGAUUUGCCGAACAGAACGCUCACUAGCGGUCUCUCAUUCGCCGCAGAUGCAUUGCCUGCUAGGAUUGUACGCGAUGUCGAUGAACUGCAUGGAAGCGGCCGAAGCGCAGUUCGGAGCCGUGCUUCGUGAAAACGCCGCAUCAUCUGAUCUCCGGAUCAUGGCGUCGCUUAAUCUAGCCAUCGUCUAUCUCCGAUCAAGAAAGGAACACGAACUCAAUGAUCUGCUGAUUCGUUUGAAUCCUGAAAGUAUACAGACGAAUUCACAUAGUCUUCGAGCAGCCGCUUAUUACGUUCAUGGGCUGAAUGCGUUCUUCCAGGCACGUUAUAAUGACGCCAAGCGACACCUUCGUGAGACACUAAAAAUGGCCAACGCCGAAGAUCUAAACAGGUUAACAUCGUGUUCACUCGUUCUACUCGGUCAUAUUUUCUAUUCAAUGGGAAACUCAAAAGAAUCUCUGAACAUGGUAACGCCGGCAAUGCAACUGGCUGGUAAAAUUCCUGAUGUCCAUGUGCAGUUGUGGGCUUCCGCUCUUCUCAAAGAUCUUUAUCGGCUGAUCGGGCAACCAAAUCAAGAGCAGGAAUUUGUUACGACGCAUCAAACCUUCUCGAAUUCGCUCCUAAAUGAUCAUUAUCUUGCAUCGAAGCUGCCGGAGCAUACCCUUAUACAAUGGAUACAAAGUGACCCGCCCAUGAUUGAGGUAGCAACGCGAUCUGGCUUAGCAUCAGCAGCUAUUCCUUAGAAAAACUUCUUGUAACUUCGAUGAAUUCACAGUCAAUCUCUAGCGGUGCUAUAAUACUGCGAUGUUCAGAGAGACGGAGAAGAAUUAUAAUUAUUAUGCAGUAAAUUGUAAAAAAUUCUUCAUUAUUUAUUAUGGUAAAUUGGAUAUUACUCUUUGUUUGAAUUGAGAACCCGUAAUAUGUAAAAUCGUUCCGAAAAACUAUCAGAAUUGGCCAAGAUCGGUUGGCACUAAAACGAUUAUCCAUUCUAAAUGGUCUCGAACGGAAUUGACAAUUUAAGCGAUUAACUAAUUUGCGUUUGAAUUCAUUCUGAAAGGGCUAAAACCUUGAGAAUGUCUGAGAAGUCCUCGUGAAUGGUCGCAAUAAGUAACCGUUUGUAAAAUGGUGCGUCCUUGUGUACACUGUAGAGAAAAGCCGUUUUUACAGCCCUUCGUACUCUCUGUAAAUAGUUAUUAUAUAGAUAAAAGAGAAAACGAUAAACAAAUAUGACUUACGUUUUAGGAUAAUAUACUUAAAUACAUAGGACAAAAUGAUAAUUUUACCUUAUAUGAUUCGAACAGCAACGUCUCAAAAAAGAUCGUUUGUCAUAAAGACAAUAAAAAACUGACAAUGUGCUGCAAGCUCAUCUAUGCUAAUCUGCAACAAAAAAAAAAUACUGUAAAGUCAUAUUCAUUAAGUUUUGAAAACUACUAGGAUUUCUUCAAGAUUAAUAAUUCAAAACUUUAUUUUUACUUCUCAAAAAUAAUGACCGCACUGUAUUUCUUCAGACUGCUAAUUCGAUCACUGCUUUAAUUUUAACAAUGCUAACGCAGUCCCAUUUGUAGUGGCGUCGGUUGGUUUCUACCCAAAUCACGCUUAGAUCUUCCCUCCUCCAUUCGCUUUUACGAAUAGCAAUAUUCCAGUAUUUCUUUCUCGCUCGACCCAUCGUACCUUGAGAGCGUUUUACAACUUUUGACUUUGGAGUGUCCCUGCACUUCACUACUACGGAAGGCGCAAGAUACGCGGACCUGGCUUCGUAGCCAAGUAACUUCCGUACAUGCCUGCAGCACUAAAAUCAGGCAACAAAACGUCAAUAUCUAUAGAAAUAAACGGAUUCAAAAAAAAAAAAAA